AUGGCCGGCACCUGUCUUUUCGCUCGGCGUGCGGCCGCACGGCGAGGUGCAGGCCUCGUCAGCCUCGCCAGCGGCAGGCACGAGUCGAAGGGCCAGCUUCAGGUCUGCAUCUCCAGACCACGGGGUACGGGCGUCGGCGUCGUGAGCUGCGAGCACGGUCGCAGGAGCGCGGGCGGGGCCGCGGCCGUCACGGCACGGCUCCUCGCUGCCGAGGCGGAGGCCAUCGCCAUCGAGAGCACCAGCAAUGCUCCGACGCCGUUUCAGCUGCAGCGGAGAUCGAAGCCUGGCAGCAGCACCUCGGAGUUUCACCCGCCUGGGGCUCAGCGUCAGGCCGAAGCGUGCAGUCGGGAGAUGCUCGGGACGCCCUCCAAGUCUUUGUCGCAAUCCCGGUAUGCACGUGUGCCACACGGUGUGCAUGUGAGUGUUAAUGGCAAGGAUCUAGGUGCCGUCUUCUCUCGCGAAGAGCAAGCCAAUCUCCAGAAGGCGAGGUCUUCUCACUCGGCCAGCGAGGCGGCGGAACCAUUGGCUCCCACAGAAGAGCAGUAG
Prorocentrum cordatum is the source of this 546-nucleotide messenger RNA. The record is from the annotation of a GenBank genome assembly. NCBI's taxonomy places the organism in Eukaryota, Dinophyceae, Prorocentrales, Prorocentraceae.